AUGAGAGCGUCUGGCCUUCGGGAACCUGUGAACUCUUCGUUUAUCAUUGGAAUGGAUGAUGUGGUCGUGUACCACAAGGUGAACACGAUUCUAGGAGCAGCAGUGACCCUCGUUAACGUGCUACUCCUUUUCGUGUUCUGUACAUCUUCGUCAUUGCGGAGGAAGUCGGAGGUUCUUAUUGCAUUAUGUGCUGCUGACGGAGUCAAUUGCUUUUCUAUCUCCUUGAUGGGACUGAAUCGUGUGCUUCUAUACACAAAGAUUAUUGAAACGUUGACAAUUCCUAUCCGUACAUCAUGGGAAUGCGCAGUGGAGCCCUGGUUAAUCACAAGAGGAUUUGGAGAUUUGUGGCCACCGACUGUUCAAAUUGCAAUGGCUAUAGACCGUUGUUUAGCAGUUUUUAAUCCAAUUUCGUACAGAAAAAGCAGUUUUAAAAGAAACGGUGUUUUCUUCCUUUUGACGAUAUCCAUUGUGACUUGUGAGCUUUUAGUGGGCUAUUUCAUUGCGUGGACAAGACGGUUGGUUAAGGUUAAAUACUGGUGUGGGAGAAAAGCAGCGUUUGGCGACUUCUUCGCCUCCUUUUUGUACGCGUCGAACAUAGUGUGCUACUUACUCGCAUUCACAUUAACAUUGAUGGCCUAUUUUAAAUCGCAGUACUGGAUGGACAAGAAUUCGUCUAGAGAACAACUUGUUCGGAUCAGAUAUCUACUCAUGAUUUCUAUCUUGUCAAUAAUUUUGAUCUCCAUACCAAAUGGAAUUUCCUUAUUUUAUCAAUACAUAUCUCAUGUCGCCAAUGCCAUAGCAAAACCAUCUACGUAUCUUACAUGCGUGAACUCCGGAAUCAAUAUAUUUGUGUACUUGGUCUUCUAUAAGGAGUUCCGGGACGAAUUCAAGAGGAUAAUCUUACGCAUCAACAAGAUCCGAACUAUACCAGUAAUUAGCGACAAAAUUGUGACUACGGAGUUGCGCUCACCACGAUUGUUCAACACAACAAUUCAACAUCAGAAUCAGUGA
Necator americanus (New World hookworm) is the source of this 1011-nucleotide messenger RNA. RefSeq lists its product as uncharacterized. Bases 1 to 1011 code for a protein of 336 amino acids. Gene Ontology annotation, molecular function: G protein-coupled receptor activity. Lineage: Eukaryota; Metazoa; Nematoda; Chromadorea; Rhabditida; Ancylostomatidae. Gene Ontology annotation, biological process: G protein-coupled receptor signaling pathway. The record is from RefSeq and is a predicted model, not a curated record. Gene Ontology annotation, cellular component: membrane. The transcript is spliced from 8 exons.